Messenger RNA from Eruca vesicaria subsp. sativa (arugula), 753 nucleotides. The record is from the annotation of a GenBank genome assembly. NCBI's taxonomy places the organism in Eukaryota, Viridiplantae, Streptophyta, Magnoliopsida, Brassicales, Brassicaceae.
AUGUGGAUGGAUCAACCUUCACCUUCAACCACAAGAAAAAACAGAAAGACUUUGAUGUCUAUAAAGAGAUACGCGAAGAAGCGUCCACCUGAUGUAGUUCUUUACUUGGACCGUCUUGAUAUGAUCGACAUGAGAUACAGUGAUUACCCUCUCCUGAGCCUUAUAACUGAAGUCUUGGGUGCAGCUAUAUGGUUAAACACAAUACUUGUAAUGACGCAUUCUUCAAUUGCUUCUGUGAAGUACGAGUCAUACGUUGGCCAACGCAUGGAUGUUGUUCAGCACUAUAUACAUCAAGCUGUGUCUGAUACGAAGCUACAAAACUUUGUACUGUUAGUUGAGAACCAUCCUAGCUGUAGAAAGAAUCCUGCGGGUGAGUUUGUUCUUCCUAACGGACAGGUGUGGAAGCCUCAGUUUAUGUUUCUGUGCGUUUGUACCAAAGUUCUUGGUGAUGUUCAAUCUCUACUGAGGUUUCGUGACAGCAUUGGUUUGGGACAGCCAAGUAGUACCCAAACAGCUUCUCUGCCUCAUCUUCUUACGGGUUUUCUGUGCCGUCGGUUACCGUCAGGUGGAGAUGAAGCAGAGAAGGAGAUAGACGAGCUUAUGGAUUCGGAGCUGGAGGAGGAGGAAGAUGAGUAUGACCAGCUGCCUGCAAUACGGAUCCUUGGCAAAGCCCGGUUUGAGAAGCUGUCAAAGUCUCAGCAGAGAGAGUACGAAAGGCUUCACAGACUGGGUUUUCGAUCCUAUAACGCGUGA